AUGACGCCGGCCCCAUCCCGGGACAGUCCCCAGGGACAGCCUCGCACGUGGGCCAGCAGCUCGCUGAAGGCUGUGGGCCAGGGCGGCAGGCCCGGGGCUGCAGAGCUCUCCCGGGGGCUCUUCCCCCGGUUCCCUCCAGCCCAGGACUGCCCCACUGUCCUGAUGAGGCAGUUCAGGUGGGCCGGCUCCUCCAGCGCCCGGGACGGCCGGGCACAGAGCUGCACCCAUCUUUCUCUCCGGCUGAGUGAACCCCUGCGGGAGUCCGCAGGGCCAGCAGGACGAGGCCCCUUUCUCACCCAGGCGUUCGGGGCCCUCCCUGCCUGGCCGAGCCCCUUUGGAGUCCCAGAGCCUGAACUGGCUUCUGCCCUCAGCUCCACCUUCACUACCCAUCAGGCUUCCCAGCUGAGCAGGGUUAACACCUCUUCCAGGAAGCCCACCCCGCUCCCGACCGUCGGGUCCGUGGGUCCCCGUCAUUCUCCCCCCCGCAGCCCCCGGCCCUUGGCGCUUGUCAGUGGUGUUUGGUCCAAGUCUCAGAGCCUCAGCGCCUUCACCUGUGAGUCUGGGAUUGAUGUUUUAAGUGGACAAGUGAGCAAGCCAACAAGUGACGUCGUCAGGGCAGCUUUGGGCGAGGCAGGGCCGUGCCUCCGGCCAUCCCGGCUGCCCCGCGCCAUCUACUUCCUCACCCUCCCCAGCGCUGUCUGCCCUUCUGACCCCGCGGCGCCUGUGACCGUGACCCAGGGCUCCAGCACUCGCUGUUCGGCAUCCACCGGGCUGGCCAUGGGCAGGGCGCUGGGCUCAGGCCUGGGACUGGCCCUGGUCCCCACGCUCUGCAUCUGGAGGGGACACGCUGCCGUGCUCCAGCAGGAGGGCGCCUGCUGUGGUCAGGAGGGCAGCGCCGCGCUGGCCGAGGCAGGGGUGACGGGAGGCGGGCGGCCUGGGCCGGCAGAGGCAGGGGAGGCCCUUGGGCUGCGAGUGGAGGGCGGGAGGAGCCUCCAGAGGGUCACCUCCAAGAACGAGGCGUUCACUGCCUCACCAAGAGUGGGGUCUACUUUUGACGGUUCUUUGCUAAGUCCCAAAGGGACGUCUCUCACAGCUGGGGACAUCUGUGCAUCCGGGAGUGUCUUCGACGCCCAGGCAGGCUCGGUUUCUCCCCUGCUGAGUGGGACACAAGGAGAUGCAGCAGGAAGCGUGCUUGGCCAGGGCCCGGCACGUGACGAGCACGCAGAAGACGCCAGCCCCUGUCCUGACCGCGCCUCAUGGGCCCCUGCUGAGCCCAGGAGGGGCGUGCUGCGCUGCGGAGCGAAGCCUGGGCACGUCACCUGGCGUCUGAGGCCGUCUGGGAGCGAAGCCUGGGCACGUCACCUGGCGUCUGAGGCCGUCUGGGCACAGCUGACAGCUUCACCUCGGGGUCGAGUCGCCCUCCGCCCCGCAACCGCCCCGCCGUCCAGCCUCAGCCGGCUUGCGAGGGAGACGCGACAAGACUCAGAACCCACGGCCACGCCCCUUCUCGCCCGGGCGGGGCUCCGGGGCCCGCGCGCGCGCGCCCGCGGGUGCCCCCGGGUGGGGAGCGUUCCCAUUGGGCCGCGCCGCCCAUGUGACCCGGAGGGCCGGGCCUCGCGCUCCCGGAGCGGGGCCGCGCCUGCGCGCGCCGUGCCCUCGUGCACGCGCACGCGCCCCCGAGCCCUCCGCCCGUGGAGUCGGCGCCCGGACCGCCAGGUCAGUCUCCUCGUGCCCGCCCGGGCGGGGGCGCGCGCGGUGAGAGAGCGCGGUGCGGGCGCGCGGGCCGGGGGGCGGGCCGCCUCUUGGGGGGCCGGGACCCCGCGCCCGGCGGCCUCGGCGGCGCGCGUGCGGGCCCGGCGCCUGCCACGUGCAGCUCUCAGCCCGGGGUGGGGUGGGGGGCAGGCUCUGGACGCCGCCCGCCGCUUCCCCCGCGUGGCCGGCGGUGGACGCCCGGGUUGGGAGGCUUGA
Messenger RNA from Rangifer tarandus platyrhynchus (Svalbard reindeer), 1968 nucleotides. Lineage: Eukaryota; Metazoa; Chordata; Mammalia; Artiodactyla; Cervidae. The record is from the annotation of a GenBank genome assembly.